UACAAGAACAGCAGAUGCCGGAUGGAAACCUGCUUCGACUUCUCCAGGUGCGAGAAGCAUGGCUUCAAAGUCUUCACCUACCCCCAGGAGAGGGACCAGCCCCUCUCGGAGAGUUACGGCAAAAUCCUCACCUCCAUCGAGCGCUCUCGCUACUACACCCCGAACCCCGAGGAAGCCUGCCUCUUCAUCCUCAGCAUCGACACGCUGGACCGCGACCACCUCUCGGGUCAAUAUGUCCGUAAUGUCGAUGAGAAAAUCCGCAAUUUCCCGCUCUGGAACGGUGGUCGUAACCACCUCAUCUUCAACCUCUACUCAGGCACUUGGCCCAAUUACACCGAGGACUUGGGCUUUGACAUUGGCCAGGCCAUCCUGGCCAAAGCCAGCUUCUACACCGAGAGCUUCAGGCCCGGCUUUGACAUCUCCAUCCCUCUCUUCUCCAAGGACCUCCCGCAGCGUGGCGGGGAGAAGGGGUGGUUGUAUCAGGACUCGAUCCCCCCAAAAAAGAAAUACUUGUUGGUGUUCAAGGGGAAGCGGUACCUGACCGGCAUCGGCUCCAGCACCAGGAACGCGCUGCACCACAUCCACAAUGGGAAGGACAUCGUCUCGCUCACCACCUGCAAGCACGGCAAGGACUGGGAGAAGCACAAGGACACGCGCUGCGACAAGGAUAACGUCGACUACGAAAAAUUUGACUACCAGGAGCUGCUGCACAAUUCCACCUUCUGCAUCGUGCCCCGGGGCAGGCGCUUGGG
Messenger RNA from Tauraco erythrolophus (red-crested turaco), 752 nucleotides. The record is from RefSeq and is a predicted model, not a curated record. Lineage: Eukaryota; Metazoa; Chordata; Aves; Musophagiformes; Musophagidae.